Molecule: messenger RNA, 2447 nt
Organism: Dioscorea cayenensis subsp. rotundata (Guinea yam)
Lineage: Eukaryota; Viridiplantae; Streptophyta; Magnoliopsida; Dioscoreales; Dioscoreaceae
Exons: 2
Coding region: 256-2388 (710 amino acids)
Source: RefSeq, a predicted model, not a curated record
GGAAAUUAUUGCUAAAUGCCUGCCUUAUCGACUUUUCCAUCAGAUGCUGACUCGUAGAAGUAAAAGGUGAGAGGAAAAUGGACAACAGCCGGAGAUGGGAGCUUAUUUUGUCUUUUCCAUCAGAUGCUGACUCGUACAAGCCAUCGUUGCAGGUUGGGAGUGAACCGAGUCGCAAAAGAUAGAAUCAGACGAUUGCAUUGCAUCUGAGGAGGGAAGAACCAUACUGAAAACUCUAGCGAUUGAAUUAGAGGAGAAAUGGAGGUGUUGCUCUUGUGGUUGAAGAGAAUAUGGAAUGCUUGGAAUCUCCAGGCAUUCAUGCUGGCAAGCCUUAGCUUGCAAAUCAUCCUUAUUUUCUCAGGCAGCCUCCGGAAGCGCAACUCCUCAUGGUGGGUAAGCCUCAUCCUCUGGUCGGCCUACUUGCUCGCCGACUGGGUGGCCACCUUCGCCCUCGGCAUCCUGUCCAAAACCCAAGAUGACCAUGACUGCAAAUCUGCGGAGCAUUCUCUCAAACAGAACGCGGAGCUCCUUGCUUUUUGGUCACCUUUCCUUCUGUUACACCUCGGCGGUCCAGACACCAUCACAGCCUUCUCCUUGGAAGACAAUGAGCUUUGGAUGAGACACUUGCUAGGUCUGGUCUUUCAAGUCUGCGUGGCCCUCUAUGCCUUCAUGAAGUCCUUGCCAGAUACUCGCCUCAUAGUUCCAGCUUUCCUGAUGUUCCUCGCCGGAAUUAUCAAUUACGGCGAGAGGUCCUGGUCUCUCAUGUGCGCCAGCGUCGACGGCCUGAGGAAGUCCAUGGUAACACCCCCUGACCCUGGCCCAAAUUACGUCAAGUUCAUGGAAGAGUACUCUUGCAUGUCAGCAGCCGGCCUCCAUGUAGAUAUUGUAGUGGAGAAUGAAUCCGAGCCCAACCCACUAGCUCUCGACACCGAAGAGGAGGACAUUAAAGAUGUCGAGCUUGUAUCCAAAGCCCACUAUUUCUUCAAGACAUUCAAGCGCCUCACGGUGGACCUUAUCCUCACAUUCCAUGACCGGAACGAGAGCCUGUCCUUCUUUCUCAAGCGUUCUCCGGAUCAAGCGUUCAAGUUGAUUGAGUUUGAGCUUUCCUUCAUCUACGAAGAGCUCUUUACCAAAGCCACCGCGCUUCAUACUGUGGCCGGUCCCUUCCUCCGCUUGCUCACUUUUUCGUCCAUUUUCUCUUCGCUUCUCUUCUUCUUCUUCACCAAGAAGCAUGGUUACGUGGAGGCCGAUGUGACCAUCGCUUAUAUAUUGCUGGUUGGUGCUCUUGCUCUCGAGAGCUACGCCGUUGGUCUCCUGUUCUUCUCUGAAUGGACCUUUCUCCACCUUAAAAAGCUCGGAUAUGACCAGCUGUCCGAUAAGGUGUUCACAACAAUCUCUUGUUUUCGACCAACGAAUAAGCCGAGAUGGUCUAAUUCCAUGGCCCAAUACAGCCUCAUCAGUUUCUGCCUCGCUGAUGACGAGUCUUCAGCAUUCAAAACUACGCUGAAAUCCAUCGGCAUGAAAGACACCUGGGACAAAUACUGGUACACGACGUACAUUCCGGUGACCGAUGAGCUCAAAGAAUUCAUAUUCAAGGAGAUCAAGGGCAAGGCAAGCAGUGCACAGGAUUCUAAAAGUUACAAACGUUUCAGCGAUUACAGAGGUGAAUGGGCGCUUCAGAAGAAGGGCUACCGCAAGGAGUUGGGCUGGAGCGUGGAGGUGGAGUUGGACGAGAGCAUUCUUCUGUGGCACAUUGCCACUGACCUCUGCUUUUACUCCCACAAAAAUGAACAAUCUGAGCCUGAGAGAAACCGUGAAAACGAACAAUCUGAACCUGACAGAAAUUGUGAAAACAAACAAUCUGAACCUGAGAGAAACCUUCAGAUGAGCAAGGCUCUAUCAGACUACAUGUUAUAUCUACUAUUAGUUCGCCCUUCUAUGCUGACUGCUGGGAUUGGGCAGGUCAGAUAUGGGGACACUUGUGCUGAGGCUAAAAUCUUUUUCCGGCGUGGUGAGGCAGUGCUUGAUCAACAGCAAGCUAGUGAGAAGCUUCUGCUGGUGGAAACCAAAGUGCCAUCAGUUCAAAUUAAAGGAGACAGAAGCAAAUCAGUUCUGUUUGAUGCAUGUGUACUUGCAAAAAAAUUGCUGGAUUUGAAGACAGGGAGAAGGUGGAGGAUAAUCAGUGCUGUUUGGGUGGAGAUGCUUUGUUAUGCUGCAAUUCAUUGCAGAAGCUACUUCCACAUGAAGCAACUCAAUAGUGGGGGAGAGCUGAUCACGUUGGUCUGGCUCCUUAUGGCCCAUUUUGGGUUAGGAGAUCAAUAUCGGAUAGAAGCAGGGCAUGCCAGAGCCAAGCUUAUUGUGGACAACUGGAAGGGAAACUCUGUGUGGUGAAUGCUCCAUAUGAUUCUCCAGGUUCUAUGGAUGCGUGGAUGCUAGAGGAUCCAAUUAAC